UGAACAGUCCGUCAUCAUCAGAAGAGUUAUCAAGACCGGUUAAAAAGUUAAUAUAUCUGCGAUUAAGCCAUGUCAACCGACUCGUGGGCUUUAGCUGUGGACGAACAAGAGUCUACAACCAAGCCUGUUGGGAACCUGCGGAUUAUGGAAGCAGAAAAUGCAUCUUUGCAUCAGAAUAAUGGUGAUGAUGAAGAAGAUGAAAAAGAGGACAGAGCCACACAGAGUCUCCUGAACAAGCUGAUCAGAAGCAAUCUGGUCAAUAACACAAACCAGGUGGAGGUUCUUCAGAGAGACCCAAACUCACCGCUUUAUUCAGUCAAGACUUUCGAGGAGCUGAGACUGAAACCUCAGUUGCUCAAAGGCGUCUAUGAAAUGGGCUUCAACAGACCUUCUAAAAUCCAAGAGAAUGCCCUUCCCAUGAUGCUGGCUGAACCACCUCAGAAUCUGAUUGCUCAGUCUCAGUCUGGCACUGGUAAAACGGCUGCAUUCGUUCUGGCUAUGCUCAGUCAUGUGGACCCAGCCUGUAAAUGGUCGCAGUGUUUGUGCAUUUCCCCCACAUAUGAGCUGGCUCUGCAGACGGGCAAAGUCAUCGAGCAGAUGGGCAAAUUUUAUCCGGAAGUCACACUGGCAUAUGCAGUUCGAGGACAUAGAAUGGAGCGUGGCGUAAGGAUCAAGGAUCAGAUCGUCAUCGGCACACCUGGAACGGUUCUGGACUGGUGCAUUAAGCUGAAACUCAUAGACCCCAAAAAGAUCAAAGUGUUUGUUCUGGACGAGGCCGAUGUCAUGAUCGCCACACAGGGACACCAGGACCAGAGCAUUCGCAUUCAGAGAAUGCUGCCCAAAGGCUGCCAGAUGCUGCUUUUCUCUGCCACUUUUGAGGACUCUGUGUGGAAGUUUGCCGAGCGGGUCGUGCCUGAUCCCAACAUCAUCAAGCUAAAACGAGAAGAGGAGACCCUGGACACUAUCAAGCAGUACUACGUGCUCUGCAACAGCAAAGAAGACAAGUUCAAUGCGCUCUGCAACAUCUAUGGAGCCAUCACUAUCGCACAAGCUAUGAUCUUUUGUCAUACUAGGAAAAUGGCCAACUGGCUUGCUGGCCAGAUGUCUAAAGAGGGCCACCAGGUGGCGCUGCUCAGUGGAGAAAUGGUGGUCGAGCAAAGAGCCGCAGUUAUUGAACGCUUCAGAGACGGCAAGGAGAAAGUCCUCAUCACUACUAAUGUCUGUGCAAGAGGUAUUGAUGUUGAACAAGUGUCGGUGGUGAUCAACUUUGACCUUCCCCUGGACAAAGAUAGCAAUCCAGACAACGAGACAUACCUCCACCGGAUUGGCAGGACUGGGCGGUUUGGCAAGAGAGGACUCGCCAUCAACAUGGUGGACAGUCAGCGCAGCAUGGAGAUUCUCAAGACAUACGAGAGGCAUUUUGAUAAGAAAAUUGCAAGGCUGGACACGGAUGAUCUUGACGAAAUCGAAAAAAUCGCCAGCUGAGGUGAUGAAGACCCAAACACUAUUUCAUUUUAUAGCAAAAUCAGUUCUGCUGUUACCUCGUUAGAUAUAAAGCUUGAUUAAAUCUACAUUACAAAGACAGACGUUUACAUAAAUUCCCCGAAAUUUGCUUUAACUUUAGUUUAAUGCCAAACAGUUUUGAUUCUGAGC
Danio rerio (zebrafish) is the source of this 1653-nucleotide messenger RNA. RefSeq names its product DEAD-box helicase 19a (gene ddx19a). The record is from RefSeq and is marked validated. Gene Ontology annotation, molecular function: nucleic acid binding; RNA helicase activity; hydrolase activity. Gene Ontology annotation, cellular component: cytoplasm; nucleus. NCBI's taxonomy places the organism in Eukaryota, Metazoa, Chordata, Actinopteri, Cypriniformes, Danionidae.